UGGAAGAUUGCCAUGCACGACAUCUCCGUGUGUGUGUGUGUGUGUCGCUAUAUCCCACCACUGAUUCCUCCUCCUCCUCCGCCAUCCUCUCCACGAUGCGACUUUGAUCAGCCCACCGCCAGCAAACACCGAGAGUCACGCGACUGCGAGAACCACCUUGACCGCGAAUCCCUACCGAAACCCCUACCCUUGACGAGCACGCCCGCGCCAGCAUGUCAGACUCGUCCGUCACCAAGACUGCUGCUUCGCCCGACGUCUCGAGCAGCUCUCGUCCUGGUUCCUCCAUCGGUCACGAACAUGAAGUCCAACCACCGCCCACGGGCUGGAUGUACAAGAGUCGCAAGAUUGGUCCCGUCACACUCCCAUACUAUGCCUCUCCACGAGCACAACUGCUGCUGGUCGCAUUCGUUUGCUUCCUCUGUCCGGGUAUGUUCAAUGCCGUGAACGGCCUCGGAGGCGGCGGACAACUCGACCCGAAACCCAGCAACGAUUCCAACACCGCUCUCUAUUCCACCUUCACCGUCGUCGGUUUCUUCGCUGGAACGAUCACCAACACGAUCGGAAUCCGAUGGGCCAUGUCGUUUGGAGGAAUUGGAUACUCGGUCUAUGUUUCUGCAUACCUUGCAUACAACUACACACAAAAUUAUGCAUACAUCACAUUUGCUGGAGCACUACUUGGUGUCUGUGCUGGCAUUCUGUGGUCUGCACAGGGUGCGAUUAUGAUGUCGUAUCCGCUGGAGUCCGAGAAGGGAAGGUUCAUAUCGUGGUUUUGGAUGAUCUUCAAUCUCGGAGGUGUUAUCGGCAGUCUGGUCCCUCUCGGCGCCAACAUCAACACCACGUCCGACAGCUCCGUCUCCAACGGCACCUACAUCGGCUUCCUCGUCCUGACCUUCUCCGGCGGCCUCCUCGCCUGGACCCUCGUCGACGCCAAAAAAGUCGUCCGCUCCGACGGCAGCCGCGUAAUCCUCAUGAAAAACCCCACCUGGAAAACCGAACUUAUCGGCCUCUGGACCACCCUCCGCGCCGAACCCUACAUCGUCUUCCUCUUCCCCAUGUUCUUCGCCUCCAACUGGUUCUACACCUAUCAAUUCAACGGCGUCAACCUCGCCCAAUUCAACACCCGCACCCGCGCGCUGAACUCCACUCUCUACUGGACGGCUCAAAUCUUCGGCGCCCUCGUCUACGGCUACUUCCUCGAUCUCAAAUCUUUCCGUCGUACUGUCCGCGCCAAAGCCGCUUGGGUGUCCCUCUUCGCCCUCACCAUGAUCGUCUGGGGCGGCGGCUACGCUUUUCAAACAACGUACACCCGCGCCUCCAACGCCAGUCUCGACUGGGAGGAUCGCGCGUACAUCGGCCCCAUGUUCCUGUACAUCUUCUACGGCUUCUACGACGCCGCGUGGCAGACGGCGGUAUACUGGUUCAUGGGCGCCAUCACCAACAACGGCCGCACGCUCGCCAACUACGCCGGUUUCUACAAGGGCAUUCAAUCCGCCGGCGCGGCGGUCAUGUGGGCGGUCGACGGGCAGAAAGCCCCGUACAUGAAUAUGUUUGCGAGUUGUUGGGCGUUGUUGUGCGGGAGUUUGAUUCUGGCGUUGCCGGUGAUGAUUUGGAGGAUCAAGGAUACGGUGCCGAUUGAGGUGGAUUUGAAGGGGACGGAUGAGAGGGUGGAGGAUGUACUGGGUGCGCCGCCGGUGGGGGCGAGUGAGAAGCAUGGGGUUGUUACUGGUGUUUGA
Molecule: messenger RNA, 1733 nt
Organism: Zymoseptoria tritici IPO323
Lineage: Eukaryota; Fungi; Ascomycota; Dothideomycetes; Mycosphaerellales; Mycosphaerellaceae
Exons: 3
Coding region: 213-1733 (506 amino acids)
Source: RefSeq, a predicted model, not a curated record